Messenger RNA from Aricia agestis (brown argus), 1151 nucleotides. RefSeq names its product derlin-2 (gene Der-2). Lineage: Eukaryota; Metazoa; Arthropoda; Insecta; Lepidoptera; Lycaenidae. The transcript is spliced from 5 exons. Gene Ontology annotation, cellular component: endoplasmic reticulum membrane; Hrd1p ubiquitin ligase ERAD-L complex. The record is from RefSeq and is a predicted model, not a curated record. Gene Ontology annotation, molecular function: ubiquitin-specific protease binding; misfolded protein binding. Gene Ontology annotation, biological process: endoplasmic reticulum unfolded protein response. The coding region runs from base 280 to 1023 and encodes 247 amino acids.
AAAAAAAAGUUUUAUGACAGAAGUUGUGGAUUGUGUUUAGAAGAUAAUAUUAUUUUGUGAUUAAUUUUGCAGUCGUGGCCAAAAUAAUGAAGUAAUUGUGAUUUUAAAUAGUUUUCCUGCUUUAUUAAUCUAAAAACAGUGUAACAGCAAAUGCGUGAUGUAAUAUUUUUUUUGCGCUCGUAGCGACUGAUGUGGCCCAAUAGAACCCCAGCGAAGUGUCAAACUUAAAAAUGUUUAUCAGUUGAUUUUAGUAAAUUUUAUUUAUUAUUUUAAUUAAAAAUGGCAUAUCAAACAUUUUUGCAAGAGUAUAUGCUUAUACCACCAGUGACGAGGGUUUAUACCACUGCGUGCGUCAUUACUACUCUGGCGGUGCAACUGGAUCUAGUGUCACCGUUCACACUAUAUUUCAAUCCAAUAUUAAUAUUGAGCAGGUUUCAAAUAUGGAGAGCUAUUACUACAUUCCUCUUCUUUGGAAACCUAGGGUUUAAUUUCUUCUUCAACAUUAUAUUUACAUAUAGAUACUGUCGAAUGUUGGAGGAGGGCUCAUUUAGGGGAAGAACUGCUGACUUUGUGGUUAUGUUUGUUUUUGGUGGAGUGUUAAUGAUAUUAUGUGCUUUCUUUGUUAACUUAUUAUUUUUAGGUCAAGCAUUUACUGUAAUGAUUGUAUAUAUUUGGUCGAGGCGUAAUGUUUUUGUUCGGAUGAACUUCUUUGGAUUGAUGAAUUUCCAGGCACCCUACCUGCCUUGGGUUUUACUAGGUUUCUCAGUCCUUCUUGGUAAUUCAAUCUCUGUAGACUUGGUUGGAAUGGCUAUCGGUCACAUAUAUUUCUUCCUUGAGGAUGUUCUACCGAGGCAGAGAGGCGGCCAAAAAAUUUUAAAGACACCAAAGUUUUUAAAAAGGAUUUUUGAUCCAGUGCCAGAUGAGCCAGAAUAUGAACCCAUGCCAGAGCUUGCCAAUGUCAGACCAGGAGGCUUCGACUGGCGCCGUCGGAACGUAUUUAAUGAAGAUGAGGACAAUAGAUAAGGUGUAUUUUAAAACUCAGUGUGAUCCACAAAACCAAAAUGUUUUAAUUUAAAUGUACUAUAUUAUUGUAAAGGAAAAAUUAUUGAUGGUAUUUUUUAAAUGGAAUAAACAGUAAGCAUUUGAAUGUC